Molecule: messenger RNA, 1498 nt
Organism: Capsicum annuum
Lineage: Eukaryota; Viridiplantae; Streptophyta; Magnoliopsida; Solanales; Solanaceae
Product: pentatricopeptide repeat-containing protein At4g38150
Exons: 2
Coding region: 230-1264 (344 amino acids)
Molecular function (GO): protein binding
Source: RefSeq, a predicted model, not a curated record
UAAAAGAUAUAAAUGUAUUUUUUGGUCAAGGACAACUAAAUUCUCUCUCAAAAUCCAAAUCCAGUAGUCAAUUGAAAAAAACUAAACCCUAAACCCAGAAGGCUGCUUCAAAUUUCCCGGCCGCCGCCGGCUAAUUAAUUGAUCCGGCCACCAUCAUCACCGGACAUAGCCAUCUUUGUCACCUUGAAAAACUAGGUAAGGCUGAGCGUUUUUGAAGUACAUAAGCAUUAUGAGAACUUUAGUGAGACGGAAGGGUAUUAAGUUUUGUUGGAAAUAUUACAACAAUCUUUGCUGUCCUAAGGUGAAUGUAAAUGAGACACUUUCCUCAACAAAGUUACGCUCAUUUAGCAGCUCCAACAAAUUCAGCAAUUACUCCGAUGAAUCCAAUCGAUCCAACUAUCCUCCUCCCCCUGAUCCUAUACCGAAUAGGCCCUUAAGAGGUGAUUCCAGAAGGCCCUUCAGUCCAUCUCAAAGACAACGUCCCAGCAGCAACAACCCCACCCAUUCUACAACUUUUAGGAGAUCUGGUGGAAGCAAUGAAAAUCAAAUGAAGUCCCCGGAAGGUGAUGAUUUUCUGAAAAGGUUUCAGCUUGGGUUUGAUCGUAAAGAGCAAAACUCAAACUCAAACGCUGCGUUCCACCCCAAUGGUGAAACCAGUGACGCUCCUGCUUCUGAGGCACCUCCGUCUCCACCAGAAGGUGCUGAUGAGAUAUUCAAGAAAAUGAAAGAAACUGGCCUGAUACCCAAUGCCGUAGCAAUGCUUGACGGGCUUUGCAAGGAUGGUCUGGUCCAGGAGGCUAUGAAUCUCUUUGGCCUGAUGCGUGAAAAGGGUACAAUGCCUGAAGUUGUUAUCUACACUGCUGUUGUAGACGGCUUUAUUAAAGCUCAUAAGUUUGAUGAUGCUGUGAGGAUUUUCCGGAAAAUGCAAGGCAAUGGCAUUAUUCCUAAUGCUUUCAGUUACGGUAUCUUAAUCCGUGGACUCUGUCAAGGUAAAAGAUUAGACGAUGCCCUCGAGUUUUGCUUGGAGAUGCUCGAGGCUGGACAUUCCCCCAACGUGGCGACCUUUGUGGCUUUGGUUGAUGGAUUUUGCAAGGAGAAAAGUCUUGAAGAUGCCCAAAACAUGAUUAAAACGUUGAGGCAAAAAAGCUUCAUCCUCGACGAUAAGGCUGCAAGGGAGUAUCUGGACAAGAAAGGCCCAUUCUUGCCAGUGGUUUGGGAGGCAAUAGUGGGGAAAAAAGCUUCACAGAGGCUAUCUAUGUUCUAAGACUUCCCCCCUCCUUUUUCGCCGGAAUUGUUCUAGAGUUCAAUCAAGAAUGGACAAGUUGUAUGAAUAUUAUCAUGUCAUUCAAAUUUCUAAAGGUUUUUUAGUGCCUAUUUGAACUGUUUGAGAGUCUAUAGUUUUGUAUAAAGCAGGUCAUUUUAAGAACUUGUUAUGUCUAUGUAGGUUCUUUGUGGCACCAAUAGCUGCUUAUCCCACCCAAAUUUGUCAAUGUUUUCA